UGUCAACUCUUUGUUUCUUGAAAAUUCUAGUGUUUUCUUAACUAUACAAGAAAAAUUACAAUUUUUUGGGUAAUUUUAUUAAAAAUAAUCACGCCCGUACGCAGAAAUGCCGGCCAGAAUUCCUGCAUUUUUUUAAUUUUUUGGUAUUGAUUAAAUUUUAUUUUUUUCUAACAUUUCAUUGUUGGAGAGAGAAAAUAAUUAAUUUAUAAUCUGUGUUGAAUGCUGGGAUUCUGGUGUGGGUUUUGAUUUUCUUGGUUUGAUCUUUGGAUAUUUUGUCUUGAUUUCUCAACAUUUAAUAUCAUUUAUCUCAUUACCAUUUCUUGAAUUCAAAUCAAAUUUUGUUUCUUGGUGGCUGGAUAAUAAUUCUUGGGAGGAAAUAUAUCUGUUUGAAAGGGAAAAUUAUGAUCUUCCAAAGGUGUUUGUGAUAAUGCCCCAAUGAUUUAGGAAAUGGUAAAUUUGGGUUCCCAGCAUAAAUGUGGGGAGACCCAUUUGGUGGUUGAUAAAGGGAUUGUAAUUUAUUGAAGGAAAUUCUUGUUUAGCAACAAGGAUAUUUGUGGUUUAAUAUUAUUAUGGGCUGCUUCUGCUCGAAAAGAGCUGCAGAUGAAGAUGUGAUUAUUGAAGAAAAUGAGAGAAAGAAAGAGAAUGAAUUUGAUAAAUCAUUGGUACAAUUGGUUGCUCCAGUUCACUCGAAAAAAGGGGAUGAUUUUAUUGUAGAUUUUGGUCGGAAAGAUGCGUCUGCACGUAAGGUUUCGAAGCCAAAUGCAGGCGCUGCUGCUAUUGUUCCAUUGGAUGGUGGUGAAAAGAAUGCACAAAAUGCUGACAGUUCUUCAAAAGGUCGUCAUCAUAAGAGACGGGCAACUACGGAUUUGGCAUCUACUGGAAGCCAUCAUCAGCAUGGGUUUAUGCUUACUGCCCUGCCUCUUGCUGCUGAAAAUGAGCUUAUUAUUGCUGGAUGGCCACAAUGGUUAACCUCAGCUGCUGGUGAAGCCAUCAAGGGUUUGGUGCCCUUACGAGGUGACUUAUAUCAGAAGCUAGACAAGAUUGGACAAGGAACUUACAGCAGCGUAUAUAAGGCUCGAAACACGGAAACCGGAAAAAUUUAUGCAAUGAAGAAGGUGCGGUUUUUGAAUAUGGAUCCUGAAAGCGUCCGUUUCAUGGCUAGGGAAAUCCAUAUUUUGCGAAAACUUGACCAUCCAAAUGUUAUGAAGCUUGAAGGUAUUGUCACUUCCAGGGUGUCAGGUAGCUUGUAUCUAGUGUUUGAGUACAUGGAGCAUGACCUUGCUGGGCUUGCAGCUACACCUGGAAUCAAGUUCACUGAAUCACAGAUUAAGUGUUACAUGAAACAACUUCUUAAUGGACUUGAACAUUGCCAUAGUAGGGGUGUUCUGCACCGAGACAUCAAGGGCUCAAACCUUCUAAUAGAUGAUGAAGGAGUUCUCAAGAUUGGAGAUUUUGGUCUAGCGACACUUUAUCAGCCUGAUGAACAGCAAGCAUUAACUAGCCGUGUUGUAACCCUCUGGUAUAGGGCACCCGAGCUCUUACUUGGUGCUACAGAGUAUGGAGUUGCUAUAGAUAUGUGGAGUGUCGGUUGUAUUCUUGCUGAACUAUUUGCUGGAAAACCUAUUAUGCCCGGAAGAACAGAGGUGGAGCAAAUGCACAAGAUUUUUAAGCUUUGUGGUUCACCAUCUGAAGACUAUUGGCAGAAAACAAAACUGCCCCAUGCAACUAGUUUCAAACCUCAACAUUCUUAUAAGCGUUGUGUUGCAGAGACAUUCAAAAACAUCCCUGCUUCAGCUUUAUCUCUUGUCGAUAAGCUCCUGUCCAUGGAACCAGAAGCUCGAGGAAAAGCAGCUUCAGCUUUGAGAAGUCAGUUCUUCACUACAGAGCCUUUUGCUUGUGAUCCAUCAAGUCUACCGAAAUAUCCUCCAUGUAAGGAACUCGAUGCAAAGGUUCGAGAAGAAGAAAAAAGAAGGAAAAGAGAAGAGGCAGGAAAAGUACGUUUAGCUGAAACAGUAAGAAGGGGUUCAAGAGAUCUUAAGGCAGAGUCACCAGAAUUCAUUGCCACCGGACAAACAAAAACUACAAGUACAAGUUAUAAAUAUGACCUUCAGGAGGAUGCUGGUUCUGGUUUCCGAAUUGAGCCUCCAAUAGGAGCUAAAUAUAAUGGUUUCUCUCAGUCUAAUUCCAUGAUUCACCCUAGCGCAGCAGGAUUAUCCGUAAAUAAGAAUUCAGGUCCUUCAAGAAAUAGUAACGUGGAAUCAAGGACACAAAAACCUCACAAGCCUCAUACUAUCGUAGACGUCGCUAACACAACCGUUAAGAAGGAGGAUAGAUUCCAUGCUAAAGAUAACAUGGGAUACGCUCGCAGGAAAAACAGGAUUAACUACUCAGGACCAUUGAUGCCUCCUGGAGGGAACAUUGAGGAAAUACUCAAAGAACAUGAGAGACAAAUACAACAUGCUGUCCGUAAAGCACGACUCGAGAAGUCAGGCACCAAAACUAAUCUUGUUGGUUAGAGUAAUUCUUCAAAUAUAUUCAGACUCUGGCACAUUGCGAAGAAUGAUAAUCGUGGCGUCAUUUCCUCACCUGGAGAAAGAACCGAUUGCAGACCAGCAGAACGGAUUGAAACAUAACAAGCAUUGCUGGAAAUGACUACGAAGAGAGCAGAUUGUAGUUGAACAAAGAUUGUCAGACAUUCUUUUGCAGUGAAAUUUUCAAACAGAAAAGGAAGCAAAUAAAGAGAUUAUUUUUGGCAUUAUUUAGAUAUUUACUACACCUGCAGACUGGUGAGGGAUUUGGUUUGUAUAGUGAAUAGGGUUUCUUGGGUAGUGGCUACUGCAUAUCAAACAUUGUAAAGCUUCCUAAUAUGAAGAAUGAGCAUACAUUCUAUGGAUUAGGAAUUUUUUAGAGAUUUCAUGAUAUGGUUAAAUUAGAUUUGUUACCAUGCUAUCAUUUUUCUCAUUUAAACCAAGGUUGUUGGAGCGACGUCUUA
Molecule: messenger RNA, 2992 nt
Organism: Mercurialis annua (annual mercury)
Lineage: Eukaryota; Viridiplantae; Streptophyta; Magnoliopsida; Malpighiales; Euphorbiaceae
Product: probable serine/threonine-protein kinase At1g09600
Exons: 7
Coding region: 570-2516 (648 amino acids)
Biological process (GO): positive regulation of transcription elongation by RNA polymerase II; protein phosphorylation
Cellular component (GO): cyclin-dependent protein kinase holoenzyme complex; nucleus
Molecular function (GO): RNA polymerase II CTD heptapeptide repeat kinase activity; ATP binding; cyclin-dependent protein serine/threonine kinase activity
Source: RefSeq, a predicted model, not a curated record